Messenger RNA from Arabis nemorensis, 555 nucleotides. NCBI's taxonomy places the organism in Eukaryota, Viridiplantae, Streptophyta, Magnoliopsida, Brassicales, Brassicaceae. The record is from the annotation of a GenBank genome assembly.
AUGAGAAAUUGCUCUAAAGCACAAGUGUUGACACUUAAGUCCAAUGUGUCGAGGAUGAUUGAUUUCCCAUUGGAGAAAGAUAGGGGCUGGGUCCAUUCUAAGAAAUUGGGGAUCCUGGUGGAGAGAUACAACUACUGCUCUAGUCCUGAUCCGGAUCAUGGAACAGAGUAUAGAGAUUUAUAUGUGCUGAGAGGAAGUCUAUCUGUAGCGGAGAGAGGAGAGUACUGUGUUGAUAUGGUGGUUUGGUGCGCGAACCAUGAAAAAGAAGAUAAAGGUAGAAUCAAAUCUUGGAGCCAGAUCUUGAGGCUCAAGGCAUCCGAUAUUGAAAGGGCAACGCGUUGGAAGGUCAGUGAGUUUCGGGUAGUAACUGUGUUAAACCAGGCGGGAUCAUUGCUUGUAAAAGUGAUGACAAGUAAAGGAGAUUUAAAACUAUGUGAAUACAACUUGGAGGAGGGUAAAGUGCGCAAGGUUGAAGCUAGUUUGCCCAUCAGUUUCUGUUAUAAUGUCAAAAUGAAGGAGUAUAUUGCAACUCUUGUUCCUACUAAAGCUUACUAA